AUGGCGGAUGAUGGCGGCGUUCUGCGCCGUUACCUUGAUGAAGGCAUCGAGCACUCCCGCAGCAAGCACUGUCAGAUCUCACCAUCCGAAGAAUCUGCUCCUCCCUGCCACCUUCUCUGUUGGCCAUCCAUGGAAGCUCCGGCCAUGGCUGCACCGCGAGGCGCCCUGCAGAGCCCGCUCCUCGGCGACGACACGACGGUGUCGCUGGACGCGACCCCGCGCCGCCGUUCCUGCGCUGCGCUGGCCAUCGCAGUGGCCCUGCUCGCCCUGGCCGGCGUCCUGCUGCUGCUCCUGGGCCCCGGCGCUGAGACCGACCGUAGUGUGAGGCUGGGCCGGCACGAGGUGGUGUCCGGGGCGGGCGCGGUGGCUGCCGACGACGGACGGUGCUCGGAGGUGGGGGCCGCGGCGCUGCGUGCCGGCGGGCACGCGGUGGACGCAGCCGUGGCGACGGCGCUCUGCCUGGGCGUGGUGCACCCAAUGUCGAGCGGCAUCGGCGGUGGCGCGUUCAUCGUGGUGAGGGACGCGGCCUCCGGCGAUGCCGUCGCCUUCGACGCCCGCGAGACCGCGCCGGCCGCGGCCACGCCGACUAUGUACGCCGCCGACCCGAUGUCCAAGUUCAAGGGCGCGCUUGCCAUGGGCGUCCCCGGGGAGCUCGCGGGCCUCCAUGCCGCGUGGUCGAGCUACGGGCGUCUGCCGUGGAACUCCCUCUUCGUGCCGGCGAUCAAGCUCGCGCGCGACGGCUACACCGUCGUGCCCUACGUCGCCAACGCGCUCAAGGCAGUGGAGGCCAACGUGCUUGCCGACCCCGGCCUGCGUGCCGUGUUCGCGCCGGAGGGGCAGGUCCUGGGCGCCGGCGCACUCUGUCGCAACCCGGCGCUCGCGGACACGCUGGAGGCCGUGGCGGAGCACGGCAUCUCGGUGCUCUACGGUGGCGCCGUCGGGGAGAGGCUCGUGGAGGACGUGAGGAGAGGUGGAGGGGUGGUGACGAUGGAUGAUCUGAACGGGUAUAGGGUGGAGGCCAGCGCCGCCUUGCGUGCCGACGCCAUGGGGUUCACCUUCCUUGGCAUGCCGCCGCCGUCCAGCGGCACCGUCGGAAUGGCACUGGUAUUGAACAUCUUGGGUGGGUACAAGUCGGCGGACUUUCUCAAAGGAUUUUUAGGCGUGCACCGGCUGAUCGAGGCGGUUAAGCACAUGCUGGCCGUCCGGAUGAACCUCGGCGACCCUGGCUUCGUCAACGCCGCUGGGAUCGUCUCCAAGAUGCUGUCGCCGGUGUUCGCCGAUAAGGUCCGGCAAAGGAUCGCCGACAACACCACUUUCCCUCCGGCCUACUACCUCCCAAAGUGGAGCCAGCUGCGUGACAAUGGCACGAGCCACCUGUGCGUGGUGGACGGCGACCGGAAUGCAGUGGCGAUGACAACGACGGUGAACUACUACUUCGGCGCACAGGUCCUCUCGCCGUCCACCGGCAUCGUGCUCAACAACGAGAUGGACGACUUUUCGGUGCCGUCAUCGUACCCGACCCCCCACCACCUCCCACCGGCGCCGGCCAACUUCAUCGCGGGGGGAAAGCGGCCGCUCUCAUCGAUGACACCGACGAUCAUCCUCAAGGAUGGGCAGCUGGCUGGCGUGGUGGGCGCAAGUGGCGGCACCAACAUCAUCGCGGCGGUGACACAGGUUUUCCUAAACCACUUCGUCCUCGGGAUGAACCCUCUCGCUGCCGUGCAGAGCCCAAGGGUGUACCAUAGUCUCGUGCCGAAUGUUGUGCGGUACGAGGACGAGACAGUGGUCGAUGGCGAGGUCAUCGAGCUCAAAGCAGAGGCGAGGGAGUUUUUGCGGAGGAGGGGUCAUGUGCUCAAGGGCACUGUGUGGUCAGCCGUGUGCCAGAUGAUAGUGCAAGACUUGCAGGCGCCAGUGUCAAGCGGCAGCGAGAACGUCUUCCACGGGAUGCUGACGGCCGUGAGCGAUCCAAGGAAAGACGGUAGCCCUGCCGGAGUAUGAUGAAAACAAUUGGGUGCAACGUCUUAAUCAAUGUUUAAUAAACGGAAAGGCUAUCUGGCGAACCUUCCUCGGGUGGGCGACUGUGGCAAACAGCCUCCCUACCUUCACACGGUUCUCAACGCAGGGGCAUUGCCAUGUCAAAUAAAUGGAGGCAUUCGCUAUCUGCCGAUUCAUGGCGAACUCUUGUUUUUUAUUUCAAAAAUGUGUAACAGAAGCCAGGUAGGUUUCGAAGGCAUGACCUCUUGCCAGAUUGUUGGGCUUUUUGUCACCAGGCUAGAGGGGGUCAUGAACAUUCAUGUUAAAACUAAUUUUUAUGUAUAACUUGGCA
Triticum aestivum (bread wheat) is the source of this 2326-nucleotide messenger RNA. Its product is annotated as glutathione hydrolase 3. Gene Ontology annotation, molecular function: glutathione gamma-glutamate hydrolase. Bases 1 to 1998 code for a protein of 665 amino acids. The record is from RefSeq and is a predicted model, not a curated record. Gene Ontology annotation, biological process: glutathione catabolic process. Lineage: Eukaryota; Viridiplantae; Streptophyta; Magnoliopsida; Poales; Poaceae. Gene Ontology annotation, cellular component: plasma membrane. The transcript has 5 exons.